Messenger RNA from Brassica rapa (field mustard), 4794 nucleotides. Its product is annotated as lysine-specific demethylase JMJ15. Gene Ontology annotation, molecular function: histone H3K4me/H3K4me2/H3K4me3 demethylase activity. The record is from RefSeq and is a predicted model, not a curated record. Gene Ontology annotation, biological process: chromatin remodeling; regulation of gene expression. Gene Ontology annotation, cellular component: chromatin; nucleus. Lineage: Eukaryota; Viridiplantae; Streptophyta; Magnoliopsida; Brassicales; Brassicaceae.
AAAUAUAAUUGAUAUAUUUUAGCAUUUUUAUAAUUUCAAUUUAAUUUUUUUUAUUGAAUUUUUUUAUUUUUGUAUUUAUAUUGUUUUGGAAAAAAAAAUAAUUUAUCCUCCCGCAAACGCCCGCAACCGCAAAUGCUAGGUGGAACCAGCUUUGAAUUUAUGAGGUUCAGAGCGAUUUGGAGCGAUUUGGAGCGGUUUAGAGCGGUUUGAACGAUUGUUGCAAAACACCAGCAACCGCCACCAACCGCAAAAGCUGCGUUUGCGGGUGGUAGCGGGAAAACCAGUCUUACUCUUAAUCAAGUUUUCCGCAUCCUUAUUGUGUGUUCUCUUUAUUCAAGUUCUCUGUAUAAAUGGUUUUUUUUUCUUCGCAUCCUUUCAGUAUACUAUAUGUUAAAGUUCUCUAUAUGAUACUGAAUUGUAAAAGCAUUAGUCAUCUGAUAGGAACAUCGAGAGUCAAGAUCUAAAACAUUAAGACCUGCUGUUGGUUUUUCCUUUUCCGCGUAAAUCCAAUCUUGAUACACACAUAAAUAACCAUGAAGAUUGAUCCACUUUUCAUUCGAGCAGAGCAAAUGCACUUUUUAGUCAACAUCCAUUUUUAAAGAUCAAGUGGUGGUCGAGUUCUAGUCGCUCUGAAAAGGCAGAGCAAAGGUACUUGUUGAUUGUAUUAAACUUAAGAGUACCUUAGACCUGAAUUUUUAAUGCCAAAUAAAUAUAAUCAAACCAAACGAACCAUACUAUAUUAAAAUUGUAAAUUAAAUUAAAUAUAUACAAAACUACGUUUAGAUUAAAAUAAAUUAUUUAUAUAUUAUUCACUCCCUAACAAUAAUUAAAAUAAAAUUCAAACCAAACUGAAAAUUUUGAAACCAAAUCAAUAAAAAAAUAUAAUCCUAAUUCGGGUCUACUUUUCAAAAUUCAGAAAACUCAAAACCGGUAUAAAUUUCUAACCAAACCGAACCAAUUAGAAGGAAAAUACUGAUGGCACCUUCCGCUGAUGUGUUUCACUUAAAACAGUGUGCGUUUCGUUUGGCGGUUGUUCUGCAACUUCCUCAUCUUCUUACAACUAUUGUACCGCCUUCUAUCUUUUUCUAUUUUUCUCGUCCAUGUAACUCUUUCUGAUUUCUAUUGAUUUUAAUUUUUAAUAAGUUUAUUUUAAAAUUUUCUGAAUUAAUCAUUCAUCUGAGAAGGUGAACUCCGCAUCUCAAUCAGAGCCAGCUCUAAAAUUUAUGGGAUCUGAACAAAUUAGGGUAUAAAAGAUAGAUGAUGUAUAAAUAUACAUGUUUUGGAUAGUUUAGAACUCGAAUAAUUUGUACUCAUAUGUUUUUGAGUUCUCACAUAUACUAGUUCAACUUUUUUGGUUUCACUAUUAAAAAAAAAUAUCUUAAAUUUUAAUUUAAAUACUUUCAUGAUUAACUAUUUUCCAUAGUAAUAGUCAAACAAAAUUUGGUAAACAUAAAUAAUUUUAUCGAAGUUCCCUUUUUUUUUGAAACACAGAAGUUCGAUGCAAUUAAUUAUUUUUAUUAAAUUUUGACUAACCAUUAUUAUGGAAAAUAGUUAAUCAUAAUUAAUUCAUCGAAGUUCACAAUUUAGAAUCAUUACCUAAUAAAAAAUGUAUUCAAAGUAAACGUUUGAAUAAUUUCUUUCUAAAACAUAAAUCAUUUUGAACCGGAUGUAAUAUAUAUUAAACAUUAAAAGUUUGUGAGCCAAAACAGAUUUUUCAUCUGGUUGUUCAUAAGAUUUUUCAUCUGGUUGUUCAUAAGAACUGGCAUUAGGUGAACUUAUCUCUUUACAAAGACAUUUUGUAAGCACUAAUAAUUAAAUGGUUAAUUUGGUUUCAUUUCUCUUGUUGGUUUUUAAUUUUUUUGAUAUUAUUUAUAGAUUUGUUUUUAUGUGUUAUUGUGAUACUUCUUCUAAUCAUUUUAUUUUAAUUGUAACUGCCCUUUCAAUUUCUUUUAUACCUCAAUUGAGGAAAAAGAUAUUGAGUUGUCAUUGUGAUUGGUAUGUAAUCUGCAUUUUUUGUUUUCCUUAUCUAUAAAAUGAAUACUAAGCCUAUGUGUCUCAUUAUUCCCUGAUAUAUUAUUUUGGAAAUUGGAUAUUGGGCUAGGGUUCUUUGAUCCUUUGGUUGCUAACAUCUUUGUAUUUCUCAGUUUGUAGAAGGGUCAUCUGGUUUUGUGGAGUGAAUUGAUUGAUUUCAAUUCAAUGGUUCUUACAGCAGAAUCUCGGAUCAAAGAGGGAAAGGAGGAGACCAAUGUAGGACCUUCUAAUACCCCCCGUCAUCCAGAGGUUCUUGCUAGAUGGGAUCCAGCUAAAGCGCGGAGGCCAGACAUUGCUGAAGCGCCAGUAUUCUACCCUUCAUUAGAGGAGUUUGAAGAUACAGUUGCUUACAUAGAAAAAAUACGUCCCUUAGCUGAACCAUAUGGUAUUUGCCGUAUCGUACCACCCUUGAAAUGGUCUCCUCCUUUUCGGCUUAGAGAGAAAAGUAUAUGGGAGGGUAUAAAGUUCCCCACCCGGGUUCAGAACGUGGAGCUGCUUCAGAACAGAGGGCCCGUGAUGAAGAAGAAGAAGAAACCUAAGGCAAGAAAACGGAAACGAAGUUCCUCCUCCAAGGGACAACCUAGCUCAGUUUCAUCUCCCGAGGAAGAAAAGGUAUUUGGUUUCAACUCUGGCCCAGACUUCACUCUUGAGGAGUUUGAGAAGUACGCUCGGUGUUUCAAGGAAUCCUAUUUCGAAAUGAAAGAAGGAAAUGCUGGCGAUACGAAAUGGUCUCCCUCCAUCGAGGAAAUCGAAGGAGAGUAUUGGCGGAUAGUUGAGCACGCAGCGGCGGAUGAAGACGUCGAGGUAUAUUAUGGAGCUGACUUAGAGAACAAGGUUCUUGGAAGUGGAUUCGAGAGAGGAGAAACUUCUGGUUGGGACCUUAACAACUUGCGUCGUCUCUCGGGCUCUUUGCUAUCAUUCGAGCGUGGAGACAUCUCGGGCGUUCUCGUGCCAUGGGUCUAUGUUGGGAUGUGUUUUUCAACCUUUUGCUGGCAUGUGGAGGACCAUCACUUAUACUCAAUAAACUAUAAUCACUUUGGCGAGCCAAAAGUGUGGUACGGAGUUCCUGGAACCCAUGCAACGUCACUAGAGAAGGCCAUGAGGAAACAUUUACCAGAGCUUUUCGAGGAAACACCUGAUCUACUCCAUGGACUCGUCACUCAGUUCUCACCAUCCAUUUUGAAAGACGAGGGAGUCCCGGUUUAUCGUGCGGUUCAGCGUGCAGGAGAGUAUGUUCUCACAUUCCCUAGGGCGUAUCACGCCGGUUUCAACUCCGGUUUCAACUGUGCAGAAGCUGUGAACGUCGCUACCGUUGACUGGUUAUCUCACGGACAGAACGCUGUGGAGUUAUUGAGUGAUGAGAACAAGAAAACGUCUGUGUCUCAUGACAAGCUUCUCCUUGGAGCAGCUUACGAAGCUGUUAGGUCCUUGUCAGGUGAUGGGGGAGAGAGUGGAAAGAGCUUAGAAUGGAGAUGCUUCUGCGACAAGAACAUGACUCUUACUAAGGCGGUGGAGACUCGGUUACGUAUGGAAGAAGCAAGGAUCGAUGCUCUUGGAGGCGGUUUUAGAUUGAUGAAGAUGGAGAAGUACUUUGAUUCGAACUGCGAAAGGGAAUGCGCUAAGUGCUCUUACGACUUGCAUCUCACGGCAUCUGGCUGCAGCAAAUGCUCUCCUGGGGAGUAUGCUUGCACUAAGCACGCUAACGAGCUUUGUUCAUGCGAAGGGAAUGAUCGGUUCGUACUUCUUCGUCACACCGUAGAUGAGCUGAGAUCGUUGGUUAGAGCGUUGGAAGGGGAACCAGAGCAUCUUAAGACUUGGGCUUCCAUGGUUAGAGAAGUUUUUUCAGAGGCUCAGAAGAGAGAACCUAGAGGUUUUGAUCUGAACCUUGAGUUUCAAGUGGAUGGCGAGUUUGAUGAUACUUCAGAGACACGCCAUGAUGAAGCAGAGGAUCUAAAAACUUGGGCUUCCAAGGUUAAAGAACCUAGAGAUUUUGAUCUGAACCUUGAGUAUCAAGUGGAUGACGAGUUUGAUAAUACUUCAGACGCACGCCAUGAUGCAUACAUGUUGAACUUUGCUGCCUCUGUGGAGACUAUAAACCUAGGGUUCUUGGUUUUCCGAGACCUUUGGUCUAACAAGCAUGCGAUAUAUCCAAAAGGGUUCAAGAGUAGGGUUAAGUUCUACAACGUGAAAGAUCCAAUGAGAAUGAGCUAUUACAUAUCUGAGGUUGUAGAUGUAGGACUUUUGGGUCCAUUCUUCACGGUUACUCUGGAGGAAGCUCAUCAAGACGAGAGCUUCUCUGCUGGCUCAGCUCAGGCAUGCUGGGAAAUGGUGUUGCAGAAAGUUAACGAAGAGAUCAAGAAGCGCCAAGAACGUAAUAUUCAUACUUUGGAAAGCAUCAACGGGUUACAAAUGUUUGGUUUUCUCUCCCCGUCUAUAAUUCAGGCCAUUGAGGCUCUUGAUCCGAACCAUCGCCUAGUAGAGUACUGGAACCUUAGGAAACAGGGAGGUUCGUUGGAAGUGUGACUUGAAGAAGAGAUAAAGAUCACCUACCGUUUCUUGUUUUAUUGAUAACUGUUUGUUGUUGGCUUAAUGACUUUUUUUUAGACUUCAAUUAUUUGCUCUGAUCAAGCUUCUGAUGAACCAAAGUCUAACUUUGGUUUUAGAACUUUGAAGCGUUUUCUCUUUGGAGAUCUGAUCAUUGUGAAACUCUGUUUUUGUGGAUCUUUUUUUUCUUUGAACUACAUAUUUGAUGUUUUAGUAGAC